Molecule: messenger RNA, 792 nt
Organism: Dreissena polymorpha
Lineage: Eukaryota; Metazoa; Mollusca; Bivalvia; Myida; Dreissenidae
Product: complement C1q-like protein 2
Exons: 2
Coding region: 6-692 (228 amino acids)
Molecular function (GO): protein binding
Source: RefSeq, a predicted model, not a curated record
AUGACAUGUCAGUUACGGUUUAUAACAUAACAUACCUUUUGGCACAGAUUAGUACUCUUGAAAAGACGCAGUUGGAGAUAAAAGGGGCUACGGACAAAACCAGCGCUCAGAUAGGGACAGUUGAACAGAAAGUUUCGUCUCAGCAGAGUAACUUUGACAAACUCCAGUCUCGGGUUUUCGCCAUUGAGGAUACGCAAAGGGAUCUAAAGUCGAAGACGAGGACUAUCGAAACACAAGUUGAUACAACACAAGGGCUGAUAUCACGGCUUCAAAGUAUCACAAGAACAUUUGCUGGUUUCUAUGCCCGCCUCAUUAAAAAGAGCGAUCAUUAUACAAACGGUACUGUCAUCACAUUUGAUGACGUCGUGUACAAUGACGGAAGCCACUACAACCCCAGCACAGGUAUUUUCACCGUCCCUGUGAGUGGCGUAUACGUCUUUAUGUUCAACGUUGAAGUGAAUUUUAAUUCACGUGAAACAAAUCGUGAGGCACAUGUCGACUUGAACGUGAAUGGAAAUAUGCGAGCAGACGCAUUGGUUUCCGGCGUAGCUGCUUUGUCCGGUGGUAACGCUGCCGUGUUAAAAGUAACAGCAGGGGAUAAAGUAUAUGUAUCUACCGCACGUUAUGAAGAACGUUAUUAUAUUCGGAUGUAUAGAACCUCUUUCAGUGGUGCCCUUCUUUACGUGAGUUAAUAAAGCCGACACAGCGGCGAUUUUGCUUAUAAGUAUAUGAUAUGUAGAUUAUUUGAAUUGGCAAUUAACACAUGUUUUUUAUUCACGUUUGAUAAGAAAC